This is a messenger RNA of Fusarium redolens, 441 nucleotides long. Its product is annotated as chromosome transmission fidelity protein 8. NCBI's taxonomy places the organism in Eukaryota, Fungi, Ascomycota, Sordariomycetes, Hypocreales, Nectriaceae. Gene Ontology annotation, biological process: mitotic sister chromatid cohesion. The coding region runs from base 1 to 441 and encodes 146 amino acids. The transcript has a single exon. The record is from RefSeq and is a predicted model, not a curated record. Gene Ontology annotation, cellular component: Ctf18 RFC-like complex.
AUGUCCUCGGCCAAGCUGUAUCCUCCAAACAACAAGUCACCCUCAUCCAGUCCUCUACCUCAACUCUUGCAAACACCUUCAGGUCUAGCUCUCCUGGAACUUCAAGGAACCGUCAAUCUACCCCAAGAUGCCAAUGGUGAUGCACUAGGCGGCGUCCAAGUUGGAAGACUUGACUUCCCAGAUUUCGUGCCAGAUGCUGAAGGCUCAGCAUGGAUGAAGCGUGUUCAUCUUUAUGUUGGCCAGCAUCAACGUCUCACCGGCGAGGUCAAAAAACUUCCAAAAGCAAUGGCCGUGGUGCGAAAAAGAGAGAACAAGGUGAUCUCCGGCACUGGGGGAGAAACACUAGAGCAGGGCGAAAAUCUUGAGGUAGUUGAAAUUGUCAAGUACAAGCUUAUGUUUCCAAACCGACCAGAGCCUGUCGGAACAGCCAAUGCGACCUGA